Pan troglodytes (chimpanzee) is the source of this 4051-nucleotide messenger RNA. RefSeq names its product adenosine monophosphate deaminase 3 (gene AMPD3). Gene Ontology annotation, cellular component: cytosol. Bases 742 to 2808 code for a protein of 688 amino acids. The record is from RefSeq and is a predicted model, not a curated record. Gene Ontology annotation, molecular function: AMP deaminase activity. The transcript is spliced from 16 exons. Gene Ontology annotation, biological process: IMP salvage; AMP metabolic process. Lineage: Eukaryota; Metazoa; Chordata; Mammalia; Primates; Hominidae.
CUCCUAAAGGGCAGAUGAAGAUCAGAGUUUUGCACCCUGUGAUGCCAUUUUAAUCAACCCUGCUUGGUUUUAGAGGAUUGCUCCUGUGGGUCACUUGAGGCAGGCUCCACCUUCCCCAGGAGGAGUGGCAGAGUCCAGCCAGCGCUCGGAGCUGGAGGCCCACGUGGGAGCGGUGAGCGGCUCCGAGAUGCCGCGGCAGUUUCCCAAGCUGAACAUCUCUGAAGUGGAUGAGCAAGUCCGGCUCCUGGCGGAGAAGGUGUUUGCUAAAGUGCUCCGAGAAGAGGACAGCAAAGAUGCCCUGUCCCUGUUCACUGUCCCAGAGGACUGCCCCAUCGGGCAAAAGGAAGCCAAGGAGAGGGAGCUGCAGAAGGAGCUGGCAGAGCAGAAGUCUGUGGAGACCGCAAAAAGGUUAUGGUGUCUUAGUUUGCAUCUGUCUGCGCCAUUUGACUAGAAGCUCCUUGAGGACUGGAUCCAUUGUGGAACUUAGUUCGUGGGCAGUGGAUGUCUGGCAGAGGAAGACAUCCUGCCUCCCCAUUGCCACCAUGGACACUACACCAGGGUGGCUGCAACUUCUUGGACCUCUGUGUUCUGCCACUCACUGUCAUGCUCUGUGACUUUGGGGAAAUUAGGAAACCUCUCUGGGCCUCAGCCUCGUCCUCAUCUAUAAAGUGGAGAUGCUAACAGCUACCUUCAUGGGGUGUUGUGAGGAAUGAGGGAAUCCACAGAAAGAAAAGUUUCAAGAUGAUUCGGUCCCAGUCCCUGUCUCUGCAAAUGCCGCCACAGCAAGAUUGGAAGGGCCCCCCGGCAGCCAGUCCGGCCAUGUCUCCCACAACCCCUGUGGUCACCGGAGCCACUUCCCUGCCCACGCCAGCACCCUAUGCCAUGCCUGAGUUCCAGCGGGUCACCAUCAGCGGAGAUUACUGUGCCGGGAUCACUUUGGAGGACUAUGAGCAGGCAGCCAAGAGUCUGGCCAAGGCCCUAAUGAUCCGGGAGAAGUAUGCGCGGCUCGCCUACCACCGCUUCCCGCGGAUCACAUCCCAGUACCUGGGUCAUCCGCGGGCGGAUACUGCACCUCCGGAAGAGGGCCUUCCAGACUUCCACCCUCCUCCACUGCCCCAGGAAGACCCCUACUGCCUGGAUGAUGCACCCCCCAACCUGGAUUACUUGGUCCACAUGCAGGGGGGCAUCCUCUUCGUGUAUGAUAACAAGAAGAUGCUGGAGCGCCAGGAGCCGCACAGCCUACCCUACCCCGACCUGGAGACCUACACGGUGGACAUGAGCCACAUCCUGGCUCUCAUCACCGAUGGCCCCACGAAAACCUAUUGUCACCGGCGACUGAACUUUCUGGAAUCCAAGUUCAGCCUUCAUGAGAUGUUAAAUGAAAUGUCCGAGUUCAAAGAGUUGAAGAGUAACCCCCACCGGGACUUCUAUAACGUGAGAAAGGUGGACACACACAUCCAUGCGGCCGCCUGCAUGAACCAAAAGCAUCUGCUGCGCUUCAUCAAGCACACAUACCAGACGGAGCCUGACAGGACUGUGGCAGAGAAGCGGGGCCGGAAGAUCACCCUGCGGCAGGUGUUUGACAGCCUGCACAUGGACCCCUACGACCUCACUGUGGACUCACUGGAUGUCCACGCGGGCCGGCAGACAUUCCACCGCUUUGACAAGUUCAACUCCAAAUACAACCCUGUGGGGGCCAGUGAGCUGCGUGACCUGUAUUUGAAAACUGAAAACUAUCUGGGAGGAGAGUACUUUGCUCGGAUGGUCAAGGAGGUUGCCCGGGAGCUGGAGGAGAGCAAGUACCAGUACUCAGAGCCACGGCUCUCCAUCUACGGCCGCAGUCCUGAGGAGUGGCCCAACCUGGCCCGCUGGUUCAUCCAGCACAAGGUCUACUCUCCCAACAUGCGCUGGAUCAUCCAGGUGCCCCGGAUUUAUGACAUAUUUAGGUCAAAGAAGCUGCUGCCAAACUUUGGGAAGAUGCUGGAGAACAUCUUCCUGCCCCUUUUCAAGGCCACUAUCAACCCCCAAGAUCAUCGAGAGCUUCACCUCUUCCUUAAAUAUGUGACGGGGUUUGACAGCGUGGAUGAUGAGUCCAAGCACAGCGACCACAUGUUUUCCGACAAGAGCCCAAACCCGGACGUCUGGACCAGUGAGCAGAACCCACCCUACAGCUACUACCUGUACUACAUGUAUGCCAACAUCAUGGUGCUCAACAACCUCCGCAGGGAGCGCGGCCUGAGCACGUUCCUGUUCCGGCCGCACUGUGGGGAAGCCGGCUCCAUCACCCACCUGGUGUCUGCCUUCCUCACUGCUGACAACAUUUCCCACGGGCUGCUCCUCAAGAAGAGUCCGGUAUUGCAGUAUCUCUACUACCUUGCUCAGAUCCCCAUUGCCAUGUCUCCUCUUAGCAACAACAGUUUGUUCCUCGAAUAUUCCAAGAACCCUCUGAGGGAAUUCCUGCACAAGGGACUGCAUGUUUCUCUUUCCACCGAUGACCCCAUGCAGUUCCACUACACGAAGGAAGCACUUAUGGAAGAAUAUGCCAUUGCAGCUCAAGUGUGGAAGCUGAGCACCUGCGACCUGUGUGAGAUCGCCAGGAACAGCGUGCUGCAGAGCGGCCUCUCGCAUCAGGAAAAGCAAAAGUUUCUGGGACAAAAUUAUUAUAAAGAAGGACCUGAAGGAAAUGAUAUUCGAAAGACAAAUGUGGCUCAGAUCCGGAUGGCAUUCCGAUAUGAGACCUUAUGCAAUGAGCUCAGCUUCCUGUCUGAUGCUAUGAAAUCAGAAGAGAUCACCGCCUUGACUGACUAGGUCCAGCAUUUGACAUGCAUUUUAACUUUUUGGUUCAAUUUCAAGUCUGCUGUGGCUAAUAGUGGUCAAGAUUCCGAACUAGGACUUUCCUCUGUGAAGAGGAUGCCUCUGAAGAAAUUUUAAACUGGUGAUUUUGGUUGCACUGCUCACUUUAAGAGUUAACAUGCUCACUUGUUAGUAUUUCUGAGUAACAAGAUGGUGACUUCUCCUUGGGGAUCUGGGAGCUGAGCACUUGUCUAUACUUGUUCCUAAUUUUCCAAGUAUUUCUCUUGAAACUGCCAGUGCCUGAAUUGUUGGGGCCAGGAUUUUCCCUGGUCAGAUGCCAAGUAACAUGUGGUUUUCUGCCAUACUUUUCUCCAUUGGCCCAGGUAGGCUAAUUGGUAGUUGUUCAUUUCAGCCUCUGGAUGGCUGGCUGCCUUAAACACAAUCAAUUUCAAAGCUCCAUUUCAUAAAGGGGCUACUUUGAAGGAGUUAAGAUGGAAGACUUCCCCUUCUUGACAAAUUGUGUUUUUGGUGAAUUUCUUAAACCGUUUUAUUUAGCCCUCCUUCCCUCUUUCUAGUUGGAAGCCAAAUGUACUCAUGAAAACAGCCACUCCUAUUCUGAGUCUUGGUUUCUUCACCUAGAAAGUGAGGGUUUGGACUAGAUGAGUGGCUUUCAGGGUGUUCUGUGAGUCUCCUCAUGAAUACUUUAGGGUGGGGGAGGGAAGGGAGUGAGUGAUGCUCAGGGGCUGUCAAAGUGACUGCGUUCAUCAGUUUUACACGGGGGCUGCUACAUAAUAUUUUCAUUUGAACGAAGAACUUCAAAAAGCACAGGACUAGAUGAUCUCUGCUCCUUUUGGCUCUAAUAUGCUACAACUGUAGGCCAAUUAUCACUUUACCAAUUAAGAGUUAGGCCAGAUAAGUGAAAUUUAACUUAAGGGCACACAGCUAAUAAGUAAUAGGCCUACAACUGGAUUUCCUUAUUCCAAAUCCUGUCUUUUCCCCACUAUUCCAUUAGACCCCACAAAUGUUAGUUGUGUGUGUGUGUGUGUGUUUUUAAUCACUGUAACCGGGUGCAUUUUUUUAAGGCAAAAUUUCUCCUUUAUCUACUAUGAUGACUUCAGAAGAUACAAUGGUCCCAGGGGCCAGGUAGAAAGCAUUUUUAAAGAUUAAUCUGAAUUAACCUUUAUCAGUGUACUCUUUAUCUGUGUUACUAGUGCCUGGUAUGUAGUAGGUGCUCAAUAAAUGCAUAUUGAAUAACUAA